Pteronotus mesoamericanus is the source of this 444-nucleotide messenger RNA. It is a transcript of the gene GUCA2A, whose product is annotated as guanylate cyclase activator 2A. Gene Ontology annotation, cellular component: extracellular region. The coding region runs from base 1 to 327 and encodes 108 amino acids. The record is from RefSeq and is a predicted model, not a curated record. NCBI's taxonomy places the organism in Eukaryota, Metazoa, Chordata, Mammalia, Chiroptera, Mormoopidae. Gene Ontology annotation, molecular function: guanylate cyclase activator activity. The transcript is spliced from 3 exons.
AUGAACACCUUUCUGCUUGCGGCACUGUGCCUCCUGGGAUCCUGGGCUGCCCUGACAGAGGGGGUCACCGUGCAGGAUGGAAAGUUCUCCUUUCCUUUGGAGGCAGUGAAGAAGCUCAAGGACCUCCAAGAUCUCCAGGAGCCCAAUGGCAGGAGCUUUUACAGACCGGUGGUUCCCACCCUCUGUAGCUAUCCUAACUUUCCCAAAGAACUCAAGCCUCUCUGCAAGGAGCGCAAUGCCAGGCAGAUCCUCCAGAGGCUGGAGGCCAUCGCUGAGGACCCGAGCACGUGUGAAAUCUGUGCCUACGCUGCCUGUACUGGAUGCUAGGACAGCAGGGGCUCGCUGUCUUUUGCCCCUCCCCCACAGAAUGUUUCCACUCCGGCAGCUUAAUCUCUACCCUGCCCCCAAUGGAGGACUGAGGAGUGAGCAGCCUGGGGAGACCCA